Messenger RNA from Colossoma macropomum (tambaqui), 3543 nucleotides. RefSeq names its product spire-type actin nucleation factor 1a (gene spire1a). Gene Ontology annotation, molecular function: actin binding. The record is from RefSeq and is a predicted model, not a curated record. The transcript has 18 exons. Gene Ontology annotation, biological process: actin filament network formation; Golgi vesicle transport; cleavage furrow formation. NCBI's taxonomy places the organism in Eukaryota, Metazoa, Chordata, Actinopteri, Characiformes, Serrasalmidae. Bases 195 to 2495 code for a protein of 766 amino acids. Gene Ontology annotation, cellular component: cell cortex; cytoplasmic vesicle membrane.
CGCGCUGAGCGACUCCACAGCGCUGGCAUUCAGUAGCGCUGAAUGAACGCUGUCGUGGUGGAGGUGGAGGCUUCUUCAGCUCUCUAAAUGACAGAGCGAACCGUAAACAAGCCCGCUCCCUCUUUCUCCUCAAAAACGAGCCACGACUGAUACUCUUCGGGGGAAAGUCGGCGGCGGAGGACAGAAACAAGAAAAUGGCCAAACGGCCAGGCAACGACGACGACGGAGGAACGUUAACGCUAAUCUCACCGACGGUUGGCCAAGAUAUCAUCGACGGAGUGGAGGACCACGCGGAGGCCUUGUCUCUGGAGGAAAUUUUAACUCUCUACAGUCAACCGAUUAACGAAGAACAAGCGUGGGCUGUUUGUUAUCAGUGCUGCCGGUUCUUAGCGCCUCGACGCCGGGCUAAAUCCGCCCAGAGUCCGGCCAGAAGGAUCGAGGGACCUGGCGAUGUGAGGAUCCGUAAAGAUGGCACUGUUCACCUACACCACCAGAGCAGCCCAGAUAAACACAAAAGACUGCCUACUUCAUCAACAGAGGUGAUUGAAUCUCUGGGCAUUAUGAUAUACAAGGCCCUGGACUAUGGCCUGAAGGAGAAUGAGGAGAGGGAGCUCAGUCCUCCUCUGGAGCAGCUCAUUGACCUUAUGACCAACAUGACAGACACAGAGUCGGAUCCCUGCCCUGAUGAAGGCUACGAAGCCACUGAGGAGGAAGAUGAGGGGGAGGAAGAUGAGGGCAAGGAAGAGCCAGAGGAGGUCUCCAGUAUACGUGGUUACCGUGACAUCAUAAUGCUGUGCACAUCCCACCUCCCGAGUCCAUUGGAUGCUCCGAACCACUACCAGGCCGUGUGCCGGGCUCUGUAUGCUGAGACCAGGGAGCUACGCACCUUCCUUGAGAAGAUCAAGAGUGCCAAAGAGAAUUUGAGGCGUAUGGAGGGAGAAACUCCUGAGGAGCCUGUCAGAGACCUGAAUGAACUGCAGAAUGCUGAUUGGGCACGGUUCUGGGUGCAGGUAAUGAGGGAUCUGAGGAACGGAGUGAAGCUGAAGAAGGUUCAGGAGCGUCAGUAUAACCCUCUGCCCAUCGAGUACCAGCUCACUCCGUACGAGAUGCUCAUGGAUGACAUCCGCUCCAAACGCUACAAAUUGCGUAAAGUCAUGGUGAAUGGUGACAUUCCUCCCAGGUUAAAGAAGAGUGCUCAUGAGGUCAUACUGGAAUUCAUACGUUCCAGACCUCCUCUCAAUCCUGUCUCAGCUCGCAAGCUAAAGCCCCACCCUCCGAGGCCCCCUAGCCUCCAUGAGCGCAUCCUGGAGGAGAUCAAAGCUGAGAGGAAGCUCAGGCCUGUCUCUCCUGAUAUGAUCCGUAGGAGCCGGCUUGGCGCAGGCAAAAGCAUGAGCACUCCUCAAGACUUGUUCCGAAGCUCAGACUUAUCCACCACUGAUGGACCCAGGAAGUUGGCGGUCAGCACGCUUACCCUGUCUAAUGGCACACCACCCGCUCACAGCCCUGUGAAUGGAGUUGCUGGGGCUCAGCCACUCUCCCAGAGAAAGAGACUGCUCAAGGCACCGACGCUGGCCGAGCUAGACAGCUCUGACUCUGACGAGGAGCCCAGCACCCGCCGGUCAGCCAGCAGCUCCAGUAUGUCCACCUCAAUGGUGGACGACACCUCUCCCGAGUCUGUCAUGGGCAAGAAGAGUCCUCCCCAGUUCCUCCCCAUAUCCUCCACCCCUCAGCCUGACCGGCGCACUGCUCCUCAGCGGAGGCACUCCAUAGAGAAGGAAGCCCCCACCAGCAUCCGGCCAUUUGUGCCUCCAUCUCGCCAGAGCUCCAGAUCUCUACUGCCAUCGGAAAAGAAGGAGGAAUUUUGCUACCCUGUGGAGUGUCUGGCUCUGACAGUGGAGGAGGUGAUGCACAUCAGGCAGGUUCUGGUCAAAGCUGAACUGGAGAAGUUCCAGCAGUACAAAGACAUCUACAACGCACUCAAGAAAGGAAAACUUUGUUUCUCCUGUCGGACAAAGAGAUUCUCCAUUUUUACCUGGUCCUACACCUGUCAGUUCUGCAAAAGGCCUGUUUGUUCACAAUGUUGUAAGAAGAUGAGGCUGCCCUCCAAACCUUAUGCCAACCUGCCCAUUUACUCUUUGGGUUCCACCACCCUGCCUAAGGAGGAGACUGGAGCCACAGCUCAGCCAGAGAAGGCCUCAGGCAGCCACCACCGCCACAGCCUGAAUCGCUCCAUCUCCAGAUUUUCUAAGCAUGGCGAGCGCUCAUCUUCCAAGGACGAAGUGGAGCUGCCGAAGGAGCUGACAGAAGACUGGAGCACUAUGGAGGUGUGCAUGGACUGCAGGAAGUUCAUCAACGACAUCAUCUCAUCCAGCAAGCGCAGCUUGUCCCUGGCCACCAAACGUGCCCGUCUGAAGCGCAAAACCCAGUCCUUCUACAUGUCCCCUUCCAACUCCAGGGAUUUCCGUCCCUCAGAGCGGACUAUUAAUGAAGUAUAAGGCACUCUUUUGCUGUGUUUCAGCACUGCACUCUACGGCAGCCACGUUAGCUGUCCCUCAAUAAAGUGGUGGGAACUCUAAUGAUCUGGUCAAGUCAUAUGAUUCAUCUCAUCUGUUUAGGUUGUUUUCGUCUUGGAGAAUGAUUCAGUGCUCUUUGUAAGAGUCCAAGACACUGACACUGUGUCAGGCAUGAUGGGUCUUGCAUAUGACAGCAUGGCCAGAUUAGAAGAUCUCUAAGUCACUGUAGAUUGUCUUUAAUACCCCUCCUUUCCUCUUCCAUUUAAGAAGUGCCAGAAGUGGCUGAAAGAAUGAGCCUAUCCUUCUUCCAGCAUGGGUCCUUAAUCAAACCAGCCCUGCUCCCCUGUCUCAGGAAAAGGUUGUCCAGUUUGGAGUUAAAGCUGUGGAAAUGUACUUUGUACCACAGACUUUAAAGCUCAUUUUUACCAGCUUUCUUCACAUUACAGAGGUGCAUGUUCUAACACUGAAUGAACUCAGAGGUGAUUUUAAGUUAACACUGGGAGAGAAAAGUUUUAAAAAAAGUUUCUGCUCAGAGCAUUCAGUUGUUUAUUGAAUGUACGUUUUCAUAAAGUAUGAACCAUACAACUGUAUGUAAAUAGUAAGCUGAAGGAUCAGCCCACACAUGUAAAAAAUAAAGAAAAAAACAAACCACUUCUUAUUGGCCCCACUCAGGGAGAAGUGAGUGAAGUAGUCAAUCUCUGAGAGACUGACAGGCGGAUUAGGUCUGGCCAGUCUGCCCUCCUUUGCCCAUUUACGAUUAACUCUGACCAAAUGCUUUUUUCCUCAUUUGGUGUUUGUUUAAACUGCUGCUUUGUUAGUCCUAUGGUCCAAAUUAGCGAACGUUUUUGAUACCGGCAAAAUUUCUUUUAGGAUAUAUAUAUAUAUUUUUGCUCCACUUUAAUGGCAGUGUUUAUGAGAGUCAAAAUGUGAGAGUCAAAAUAUGACCCCAGACCUUUUUCUAGGGAUUGUUUGGAUGCUAAAUGAUGAAGUUUUUAAGGAAUAGUUUGCUUGUGCCAAAAAAAAAAAAAAA